AUGAAACUUAAACCAUAUGAUGUUUGUGAUACCUUAGGUCGGCAGCGGACUAGUUUUGGGCAAGAUAAGCUCCUGCUACUACCUAAGCAUGAUCUGUUUAUACGACAAACAUAUUUCCAUACCUACAGAAAACCUGGUAACAAAGACCACAAGAAGGUUCAAGAUCGUCUCCAAUGUAUUCUGAAAUUAAGUGCCUACAUCUGGAUUCUGGUGGCUACCAGCCUUACAUUCUCCCACAUCGAGCAAAUAAACGAUUUUGAUGAAUGCAUUAAGAGAAUAUGGCAUUGGAAGGAUAUCUAUCCUAUCUCUGAACAUCUGGAAGAAAGUGCUCGUGGGAUAUUAAAAGGUCUUGACAAGCAGAAGGAAAGAAUAAUGCAGGGUAACGCACAAGAGUAG
This is a messenger RNA of Aspergillus oryzae RIB40, 396 nucleotides long. RefSeq lists its product as uncharacterized. The coding region runs from base 1 to 396 and encodes 131 amino acids. The record is from RefSeq and is a predicted model, not a curated record. Lineage: Eukaryota; Fungi; Ascomycota; Eurotiomycetes; Eurotiales; Aspergillaceae. The transcript has a single exon.